UGUAUUUUAACUAGAAAUAACGUUUUAAAUUGCUUAUUAUCCGGUUUAAUUGUUAAGUUAGGCCCUUACAACAGUAGAGAAAGUGAAAUAAUAAACAAUGCCGCCACGUAAGAACAAAACCGUCAAGGAAGAGGUGCAGGUUUCGCUCGGACCCCAGGUCCGCGAAGGCGAGGUUGUAUUCGGAGUGGCUCACAUCUACGCUAGCUUCAACGAUACCUUCGUCCAUGUUACCGAUUUGUCCGGCAAGGAAACCAUCUCUCGGGUGACCGGAGGAAUGAAGGUGAAGGCCGAUCGUGAUGAGGCUUCUCCCUACGCUGCUAUGUUGGCUGCUCAGGAUGUCGCCGAAAAAUGCAAAUCUCUGGGUAUCACUGCGCUGCACAUCAAACUGCGUGCUACCGGUGGAAACCGCACCAAGACCCCGGGACCCGGUGCUCAGUCGGCACUGCGUGCCCUGGCCCGUUCGUCGAUGAAGAUUGGUCGCAUUGAGGACGUUACGCCGAUCCCGUCGGAUUCCACCCGCCGGAAGGGAGGUCGCCGUGGUCGUCGUCUGUAGAGAGCCGCUGUUUUCGUUUUGUUCGCAAGAAUUCCAUUGGAAAAGUGUGUUUUCAUUGCUUAUGCGUAUGAAAAUCAUUGGAAAAUAAAUAUUGAACGAUGAAAAAGUCAA
This is a messenger RNA of Sabethes cyaneus, 664 nucleotides long. RefSeq names its product 40S ribosomal protein S14. Bases 98 to 553 code for a protein of 151 amino acids. Gene Ontology annotation, biological process: ribosomal small subunit assembly; maturation of SSU-rRNA from tricistronic rRNA transcript (SSU-rRNA, 5.8S rRNA, LSU-rRNA); translation. Gene Ontology annotation, molecular function: mRNA 5'-UTR binding; small ribosomal subunit rRNA binding; structural constituent of ribosome. NCBI's taxonomy places the organism in Eukaryota, Metazoa, Arthropoda, Insecta, Diptera, Culicidae. Gene Ontology annotation, cellular component: cytosolic small ribosomal subunit; ribosome. The transcript has 3 exons. The record is from RefSeq and is a predicted model, not a curated record.